Molecule: messenger RNA, 555 nt
Organism: Exophiala viscosa
Lineage: Eukaryota; Fungi; Ascomycota; Eurotiomycetes; Chaetothyriales; Herpotrichiellaceae
Exons: 1
Coding region: 1-555 (184 amino acids)
Source: RefSeq, a predicted model, not a curated record
AUGUCAGAUUACUACAACAACCAACAACACCAGCAGCAAACACCAGCCUUCCAAGGAAAUUAUGACAAUCAACAACAAGGAUACCAAGUCAUGCAUCAGGAGGUCGGCGUUUACGAUCCACAAACACAGACGCACACCGCUCAAAGCUAUACUGCUUAUGACAUGAACCCCAAUGAUAACGUCAGCCAGGAGGGCGAUCGUGGCCUCCUUGGAGGUGUUGCCGGUGCGGUCGCAGGUGGCGCUACCGGUAAUAAGCUUUGCCACGGCAAGGGCUUCCUUGGGGCGCUUGGUGGCGGAAUGUUGGGUUCUAUCGUUGAAGAUGUCAUCAAAAAGAAGCGGUCAAAGCAGGACCUUUGCCACAACUCUCGUCCGUGUAGCCCACAGCCGCCUCAAACUUGUCAUCAACCACCUCAGCAAGUCUGCUACCCUCCACAACAGCAGUACCAAGGUCAUGUUAGUCAUGGUGGUGGAUUUGUGAUUGGAGCUGGUGCUGGUGCUGCGAGCGGUCAUUCCUAUAAUGGUACAUACGCACCAGCACCAGGCUACAGGCAGUGA